Molecule: messenger RNA, 399 nt
Organism: Saprolegnia parasitica CBS 223.65
Lineage: Eukaryota; Oomycota; Saprolegniomycetes; Saprolegniales; Saprolegniaceae
Exons: 2
Coding region: 1-399 (132 amino acids)
Source: RefSeq, a predicted model, not a curated record
AUGCCAACUACAAGGGCAAGCGACGAGAAGCGCAACGACCUCGAGAUACUCGAGCAGCGCCACUGCUCGUGCGAGGCCGCGUGCGUCGUCACGGGCCCGUCGCGUUCAUGGCGCGCUCGCUUGGUCGUUGGCGAGCGUGGACUCGCAUUCGCUGGGUGCUUCGUACCUCGAUCGAUGGCGCGCAAGAGCUGGUGCGCCUUGUGCCCGAGAAAGGCGCACCUCGACCACUUGCAACUCGAGCGCCCGAGUACGAUUCAGUCGACCGAAAUUGCAAGUGCGAGACCCGCGCCAUACAAGGCUCACCACCGAUUGCCUGUGCGAGGACGCGUUCGCGUCACCUCUGCGUCUUGUCUGCUCGUCGAUUGUCAUGCUGCUGCUGGCGUGCGUCCAACGCGCUGA